Messenger RNA from Syzygium oleosum, 553 nucleotides. RefSeq lists its product as uncharacterized. The transcript has a single exon. The record is from RefSeq and is a predicted model, not a curated record. Bases 63 to 461 code for a protein of 132 amino acids. Lineage: Eukaryota; Viridiplantae; Streptophyta; Magnoliopsida; Myrtales; Myrtaceae.
CCUCCUCCUCUCUCCAUCUCUUCCUUCCGCAGCCUCUCGCACGCUCCGCCGCCGCCGCCGUAAUGGCCGCCGCCGGUCUCAUCCCCUGCAGGCCCAUCUCCGUCAAGGCCGCGGCCUCCUCCUCCGCCGAGCGCAAGCCGGGCCCUACCGGCCGGCGAAGCCCCCCCUCCUCCUCCUCCUCCUCCAACUCCAACAGCAGCAGCAGCAGCUGGUGGGCCCCGAUAUUCGGCUUCUCCGCCGAGCCGGGCUACAUUGGCCCCGCCGACGACAAGGUCGCCUACCCCGGGACGGCCGACGCGAAGCCCGCGAGGUGCCGCCCGGACCCGAUCCGGUUCACGGAGGAGAAGGCGCGGCUCCUCAGGCUCAUGACCUCCGACGCGGCGUCCCUCCACGACCCGAUGUAUCACUCCGCCAUCGCGUCCCGGCUGGCUUCGGACUUCGGGGACCGGACCGAUCUGUAAUCCAGCCCGGCAGGGGCCGGACCGGACCGUGUUAACAUCUUGUAUGAUGGUCCUUGUACAAUAUCUUAGGACACACUCUUUCGAUUUUUUUU